This is a messenger RNA of Cuculus canorus (common cuckoo), 1152 nucleotides long. It is a transcript of the gene OAZ2, whose product is annotated as ornithine decarboxylase antizyme 2. NCBI's taxonomy places the organism in Eukaryota, Metazoa, Chordata, Aves, Cuculiformes, Cuculidae. Gene Ontology annotation, biological process: positive regulation of protein catabolic process. The record is from RefSeq and is a predicted model, not a curated record. Gene Ontology annotation, cellular component: cytoplasm; nucleus. Gene Ontology annotation, molecular function: ornithine decarboxylase inhibitor activity.
CAGCGGGACUCCAGGAUGAUAAACACGCAGGACAGUAGUAUCUUACCUUUGAGUAACUGUCCCCAGCUGCAGUGCUGCAGGCACAUCAUUCCCGGGCCUCUGUGGUGCUCCGAUGCCCCUCACCCACUGUCGAAGAUCCCCGGUGGGCGAGGGGCCAGCAGGGAUCCUUCUCUCUCAGCUCUCAUAUACAAGGACGAGAAGAUCACUGUUAACCAAGAUGUCCCAGUGCACGAAGGGAAGCCUCACAUUGUCCAUUUCCAGUACAAGGUCACAGAGGUGAAGACGUCCUCCUGGGAUGCAGUGCUCUCUAACCAGAGCCUCUUUGUGGAAAUCCCGGAUGGAUUAUUAGCCGAUGGAAGCAAAGAAGGGCUGUCAGCACUGCUUGAGUUUGCUGAGGAAAAGAUGAAAGUCAACUACGUCUUCAUUUGCUUCCAAAAAAGCAGAGAGGACAGAGCUCCGCUCCUGAAGACGUUCAGCUUCUUGGGCUUUGACAUCGUACGGCCCGGCCACCCCUCUGUCCCGUCGCGGCCAGAUGUGAUGUUCAUGGUGUACCCCCUGGACCAGAACUCUUCCUCAGAUGAAGAAUAGCUGCAGCGGGGACACUGCAGCGGCACACAGACACCAUGGAGGGGAGAGGGGGAUGUCUCCUUUCCUGAGGAAAGGGAAAACGAGAUUCUGAGGGACUGACCCUACAUUUCUCAUUGUAGAUUGGCUACGUAUCCGGAGUUGACUGUCGCGUUGAAACAUGUUGACUAGAGAACUCUACACACAUGUAAUCACCAAAUAGUAAAUGGGAGAUGGUUCUGGACUGUGAGGCUGCAUGGGGCCAGCCACAGGGCCCCUGGGUAGUGCAGAGGUGGGCACAGCACUGGCUGCUUGGCCUCUCUAAGCCUGUGCUGGCCCUUCCCACGGCCUGCUGCACACUCAGCAGACAGACUGCACUCGUUUCUCAGUUUCAGGUGUGUUUGGGGCAUCAGGAGGAACCAUGUGCCAGUUUAACCAUUAACACUACCGUGCGUCCUGGCUCAGGGCAGCCAGCACUGCUCUAACUGCUCUAACCUUUUCAUUUUAAAACCUCUUGCUCUUCCAACAUUUGUUUUCAGCAGUCUUAACCCUGUCCUGUGUUACCCCUGCGCUACCGCAGCCUUCAAU